This is a messenger RNA of Cuscuta epithymum, 866 nucleotides long. Lineage: Eukaryota; Viridiplantae; Streptophyta; Magnoliopsida; Solanales; Convolvulaceae. The record is from the annotation of a GenBank genome assembly.
CGGCAAGCCAGAUCUGGUCCACAUCGGGAUUCUUCAAUGGCCACAAUCUUCCCCCGAUACCGGUGGAGGAGGCCGAGGAGUGUAUUGCUCUGACUGCUCUGAAGGCGGGGAUAUACAGCCUGAAACUCAGAGAGGCCAGGCAGGCUAAAGAACAGGGCCUGCUGAUGGCCAAGGAAACAGCUGAGAAGGCCGUGGAGGCCGAACGGCGAGCAUUCGCCGAGGAGCGGAAGAGGCUGGAGGCUGAGGCCGGGGAGCUCCGUGUCAAGGUGGGCUCUCUCCAGGCCAAGAUCGCGGCAGCUGAGGCCGCUCAGGUCAAAUUUUCUGAGGCCCCUCCUCAAAUCCCGGACGGCCCGGCUGAAAUGUUAGUUGAUCUAUCUGCCGUCCGGGAUUCUUUUAAAGCUUCCGAGGAGUUUCUGGCUCUGAAGGAAGCAUACGCCACUGAACAGCUCCCCGCUGUCUUCGGGAGGCAUCUGGAGAGACUGGCCGGGGAAGAGCGCCAGAAGGAGGGGAUCAGGGUGCUUGAUCAGCACCCUAUCACCAAGGAGUGGGCCGAUAAUCUUGCCAGGGGAGUCUACAACUCAGGCUGUCAACACAUGCUCCAGCCUCUCCUCCCCCUCUUAGAAAAACAGCUGGGCCGUCCGGUGCAGCCCUCUGACUUCCCCUCUGACCUCCAUCCGGGUCACCUGAACGCCCUAAUGGCACAGAUGAAAAAGUGCCGGCGAGCCCUGGGGAUGGAGGUGGUGCAAAUUGAUGAGGCUGAUGAAGACGAUGAUGAAGAUGAUGAAGAUCACCCCGAACAGUAGAUUAGACGUUAUCUGUAUUUACUUUCCUUUGAAUCAGUAGUUUUUGUACUUUCCGGCCAGUAG